Messenger RNA from Aspergillus luchuensis, 1431 nucleotides. RefSeq names its product cytochrome P450. Lineage: Eukaryota; Fungi; Ascomycota; Eurotiomycetes; Eurotiales; Aspergillaceae. Gene Ontology annotation, molecular function: oxidoreductase activity, acting on paired donors, with incorporation or reduction of molecular oxygen; heme binding; monooxygenase activity. The transcript has 10 exons. The record is from RefSeq and is a predicted model, not a curated record. Bases 1 to 1431 code for a protein of 476 amino acids.
AUGGCAGAUGCAUUCUACCCCUGGCUGUUAGCUGUGGCCUGCGCACUCCUGAUAGCAAAUGUGCUGUACUACUUGGUGAUUGAGAAAAAUCAUAUCACCAACAUUCGGAAUGUAGUCCGUAACUUCCGUGACCACCGGUACUACCGUCCCUGGGCGCCGGAGCCGAUCAUGAUCCCAGCAACCAAAAGAAUAAUGACCGAGCUCAGCGAGACAUCAGUCCUAUCUCAGCGAGCGGUCUAUUCAGACCUGUUCGGAUUCAAACAUACGUUGAACGGCGCUGACCACAACGAGGUCAACACGAGAAAGUCGCGUCUUCUUAGCCGGGUUCUUCAGGUGCGAGGUCCGACCCAGUUCGAGGAACUAUACCCGUAUCUUCUUCAUUACCUGAAGACAAUUGUGGAUGCGGAAAUCUCUUCUGGAGGCACUACGUCUAUCCGUCUAGCUCGAUUUAGCGAAACCACCCUCUCACGUCUCAUGGGCGUGUGGUUUUUCGGGGGAAAUAUGACGUCUGACCCGCGUCUUCGAGACGCCCUGUUGAAUCACCCACGCCAGAUCAAAGCAUGUUCGGCUGCAUUUCAGCUAACUCCAAGAUUUAUUGCACCUCUCGUCCACGCAAUGAUCACUUGGCGUGGAUCGGCAAUGCACCUGAUCCAAGACAGGCUGAUUGACGUGAUAACUGCUGGAAUUGACAAUUUGGAUGAAAAGCCAGAGAUCAAGAAGUUGACACUCCUUUAUCAUAUGGUUGACUUAUCGACAGCAGACCGCAGCUACUGGACACCAGAGAGACUUUCCCAAUCACUCCUGGGCCUCUGGCUAGCAGCCUCGCACCAGCCAUGGGUAAACCUACACGCAAUCUUGGUUGAGUUGUGUCUGCGGCCCGAGUGGCAGGAUGCGCUCCGAGACGAGGCCCUGCAGAGCCAAGACGACCUCGCAAGCAAGAUCAACGAGCUACCACUUUUGGAUAGUUUCAUGCGGGAAACUGCACGAGUGAACUCCUUGGAUAAAAUCGCGAUCCGCCGCAAAGCCUUGACCGAUUAUUCUUUCUCGUCCGCGCCCCUCUCUAUUCCGGCUGGAUCAAUCCUUUGCGUAUCCUCGUACGAUGCCACACGCAAUGAGCACAUCUACCCGGACCCCGAGAAAUUCGACGGCAAGCGAUUCAUUAACGGACGAUGCAAAGAUACAUCGCACAAAUUUGCCGACGUCUCUGAGAAUCAUUUGAUCUGGGGCUAUGGAUCUCUCGCUUGCCCAGGAAGACACCAUGCUGCUUUUAUGAUCAAAAUCAUCGUUGUGCAUAUUGUGACCAACUAUAGCUUGCGAUUGGCGGACCCUGAGGCACCGAGAUGGUGGACUUGGGAGGAUUUCCGCAUGCCCUUUGCGUCGACGCGAGUGCUAUUUAGCAAGAGGGCGACUGAGGAUGAUGGCCGUUCUUGA